CGCCCGCCACAUCACGUGAUGGGAGCUCAGGCUUCAACCUGUUGCUGCCCAGGCCCCCAGUGAUCGCCAUGGAGCUUGUGCGGCGGAGCUGUCCUGUGCUGCUGCUGGUUCUGGGCCUGAGCUCUGGAGCGGUCAUCAACUGGCCCACAAAGGAAGGCAAAGAAGUAUGGGAUUAUGUGACUGUCCGGAAGGAUGCCCAUAUGUUUUGGUGGCUCUAUUAUGCCACCAACCCCUGCAAGAACUUCUCAGAACUGCCUUUAGUCAUGUGGCUUCAGGGUGGUCCAGGUGGUUCCAGCACUGGAUUUGGAAACUUCGAGGAAAUUGGACCCCUUGACAGUAACCUCAAACCACGAAAAACAACCUGGCUCCAGUCUGCCAGUCUCUUGUUUGUGGAUAACCCGGUGGGCACUGGGUUCAGUUAUGUGAACAGUAGUGGUGCCUAUGCCAAAGACCUUGCCAUGGUGGUCUCAGACAUGAUGGUUCUCCUGAAGGACUUCUUCAGUUGCCACAAAGAAUUCCAGGCGGUUCCAUUCUACAUUUUCUCAGAGUCCUAUGGAGGAAAAAUGGCUGCUGGAAUUAGUCUAGAACUUCAUAAGGCUGUUCAGCAAGGAACCAUCCCCUGCAACUUUGCCGGGGUUGCGUUGGGUGACUCCUGGAUUUCUCCUAUUGAUUCAGUGCUUUCCUGGGGACCUUAUCUCUACAGCAUGUCUCUUCUUGAUGACCAAGGUCUGAAAGAUGUGUCUAAGAUAGCAGAACAAGUCCUUGAUGCUGUCAAUCAGGAGCACUAUGUAGAGGCCACCAAGCUGUGGGGGAAAGCUGAAUGGGUCAUUGAACAGAACACAGAUAACGUGAACUUCUAUAACAUCUUAACUAAAGACACUCCCCAGUCUCCAAAGAAAUCGAGCCUAGAAUUCAGCCAGAGUUACCUAGUUCGUCUUGGGCAGCGCCACCUGAGACUCCUACAUCAAGAUGCCUUAAGUCAACUCAUGAAUGGACCCAUCCGAAAGAAGCUAAAAAUUAUUCCUGAGGACCGUUCCUGGGGAGGCCAGGCUACUGAAGUCUUCACACACAUGGAGGGGGACUUCAUGAAACCGGUCAUCAGUAUUGUGGACAAGUUGCUGGAAGCUGGGGUCAACGUGACGGUGUACAAUGGACAGCUGGACCUUAUUGUGGACACUAUGGGUCAGGAGGCCUGGGUACGGAAACUGACAUGGGCAGAACUGCCCAAAUUCAAUCAGUUGAAGUGGAAGCCCCUAUACAGUGACCCUGAAUCUUCUGAAACAUCUGCCUUUGUCAAAUCCUACAAGAAUCUGGCUUUCUACUGGAUUCUCAGAGCUGGACACAUGGUUCCUUCUGACCAAGGACCCAUGGCUCUGAAGCUGAUGAGGAUGGUGACUAAGCAAGAGGAGGAUGCACUGAGCCGGAGAUGAGCCAGCCGAUUUGGCCCUGGGACACAGGAGCUGAAGAGGACACCCUGAGGCUGUACGAAGCAUCCUUCUCCCCUAGAAUCUAACUUGGACUGUGACUGAACAUUCCAGCCAGCCUCUGCAGAGAAUUACUUCUGCCUCUGUGGCAGCUCGGGAAUCAUUGCUGCUUCUCAAAAAAAGAAGAAAAGAACCAAAGUUAAAAAAAAAAAAAAAAAAAAGGAUUAGUUUUCACCAAAAUGAAGGAUUGAGGUAGAUUAAUUUUUUUAAAGCAGAUUAUAUGAUUUAUCAAAAAGAGGGAGGAGACAAAGAGUAAGAUAAGCCCCUAUACUAUUCCCUCCCCAGGGAUAAACACUUGUCACCUCUUUAGUGUAUAUCCUUGCAAGUCUUUUUAGCUAUAUAUACGGAUCUUCCUUGACUUAUGAUGUGGACAUAACCCCAUUAUAAGCUAAAAAUACCACAAUUCAAAAGUGCACUUAAUAUACCUAAUCUUCCAAACAUCACAGCUUAAAUUGACCUACCUUAUAUAUGCUUUAGGACACUUACCCAGCUAGCUGCAGUUGUUCAGAAUCAUUUAACAGAACGCCUAUGUCAUCAGAAAUGACUGACUAUCUCAUAUAAUCUAUUGGUUACUUGACUGAAAGUGAAAAAUAGUAGCUGUCUGGAUUCUCACCAUUAGUGCACCCAGCAAGAAGCAUGCAGAGCCUGAAGAAUAUUUGAAGCAUUGAACUAAAAAUGAACUGUUGCCUGAUGAUGGUGCUAUAUAGUGUUAGGAUCAUCAGUUUCUCUUCUGGCAAGACUUGAGAGUGCUGUUUGCUCUAAUCAUCAUGUAGCUGAGGUGGGAACUGCACACUUGCUGCCACUGCUCUGCAUCAUGAGAGAAUAUUGUGGCACUGAUCACUAGUUAGGCAAAGAUCAAAAACCAAAGCACAGAAUGCAUGUGGCUUUCAUAUCGUCAGAAAGGCAAGAGAUUGUAUGUCAAAUCAGUGUAAGUCCGGAACCGUCGGUACAUACCUAUUUUUAUAAAGAAGGAAUCAUCACUGUUUUACUGUAUACUUUGUUCACAUAUCACUAUGUCAUGAAUACCUUUCAUGUCAAUAAAUACUCUUCUGUAACA
This is a messenger RNA of Erinaceus europaeus (western European hedgehog), 2541 nucleotides long. It is a transcript of the gene SCPEP1, whose product is annotated as serine carboxypeptidase 1. Gene Ontology annotation, molecular function: serine-type carboxypeptidase activity. Bases 69 to 1430 code for a protein of 453 amino acids. Lineage: Eukaryota; Metazoa; Chordata; Mammalia; Eulipotyphla; Erinaceidae. The record is from RefSeq and is a predicted model, not a curated record. The transcript has 13 exons. Gene Ontology annotation, biological process: proteolysis.